Humulus lupulus (European hop) is the source of this 805-nucleotide messenger RNA. Its product is annotated as geranylgeranyl transferase type-2 subunit beta 1-like. The transcript is spliced from 8 exons. The record is from RefSeq and is a predicted model, not a curated record. Gene Ontology annotation, molecular function: Rab geranylgeranyltransferase activity. Gene Ontology annotation, cellular component: Rab-protein geranylgeranyltransferase complex. NCBI's taxonomy places the organism in Eukaryota, Viridiplantae, Streptophyta, Magnoliopsida, Rosales, Cannabaceae. Gene Ontology annotation, biological process: protein geranylgeranylation. The coding region runs from base 68 to 805 and encodes 245 amino acids.
GUCUCUACAGAACCGUGCUUUACUGAAGUAAAACCUUUUCUUGGCAGAUCAAUUUCAUUUCUCAAAUAUGGGAGAGUUAGCGGCGGAGAAGCAUGCCAAUUACAUUGUAUCAGUGGAAAAGAAAAAAGGGUCAUUUGAAUCUGUGGUGAUUGAGCAUUUGAGAAUGAAUGGAGCAUAUUGGGGGCUCACCACUCUUGACUUAUUGGGAAAGCUUCAUGUUUUGGAUGUUGAUCAAAUUAUUUCAUGGCUCAUAAGUUGUCAACAUGAGUCAGGUGGUUUUGGUGGUAACAUUGGGCAUGAUCCACAUGUAAUGUAUACCCUAAGUGUUGUGCAAGUUUUAGCCCUCUUUGACAAGCUUGAUGUUCUAGACAUUGAGAAGGUGUCAAAUUAUGUUGCUGGGCUGCAAAAUGAAGAUGGAUCAUUUUCCAGGGAUGAAUGGGGUGAAGUUGAUACAAGAUUCUCCUAUAUUGCAAUAUGCUGCCUUGCAUUGGUGCAUCAGUUGAAUAAAAUUAAUGUUGAGAAGGCUGUGAAGUAUAUAGUUAGUUGCAAAAACCUGGAUGGUGGAUUUGGAUGUACACCGGGUGGAAAGUCUCAUGCUGGGCAAAGGUCUCUGCAUCAUAUCGACAAAGACCUUCUCGGGUGGUGGUUGUGUGAGCGGCAAGUCAAAUCUGGAGGUCUUAAUGGGCGCCCAGAGACACUUCCAGAUGUCUGCUAUUCAUGGUGGGUCCUUUCUAGCCUGAUCAUGAUUAACGGAGUACAUUGGAUUAACAAGGAAAAACUUGUGAAGUUCAUCUUAGACUGCUAG